This is a messenger RNA of Brienomyrus brachyistius, 2028 nucleotides long. RefSeq lists its product as uncharacterized. Lineage: Eukaryota; Metazoa; Chordata; Actinopteri; Osteoglossiformes; Mormyridae. The transcript has 8 exons. Gene Ontology annotation, cellular component: external side of plasma membrane. The coding region runs from base 146 to 1618 and encodes 490 amino acids. The record is from RefSeq and is a predicted model, not a curated record. Gene Ontology annotation, biological process: T cell costimulation; immune response; positive regulation of T cell proliferation.
UUCCUCAUUAAUGAAUUAAGAUACAACUUGUAUUCCAAGUCGUUACCAUAUUUGUUACUAUAUCUGUUAAUUUCGCAAAUCUUAGUGAACUACUGAAGGAGCCACUGAAGAAAGUACUGCAGGAACUAUUGAAGGUGAAAUUAACAUGGCCCAUCUCUUAUUAUUACAAGUGGUCUUGUUGCCAAGUAUUCAGGGUCUGUUCACAGUGGAAGUGGCUAGUCCAUCCUACCAGGCAGAAUUUGAUGGUUCUGUCAGUAUGGAGUGCAGAUUUGCACCGGUGGACAGAACCUCUAAUUUGUCUGUAUUCUGGCACCGCAUCCUUCCGAGACCUCCGCUGGGCGUCUACAGCUUACAGAACGGGCAGGAGGACCUCAGCUUCCCAGACCCACACUUCAGUGGCAGAGUAGAACUCCUGAAAGAUAGCUUAAGGAGUGGAAAAGCUCUGCUUAAUAUCAACAAACUGAGAAUAAAUGACUCUGGUACAUACCAGUGUCUUGUGGAGAUGGUGGGUGCUGACUACAAACAGACAACCCUCACUGUAAAAGCCACAUAUCAGCCAGUUAAGAAGAGCAUAAGAAGUACUGGGAGAAAUGAGGUGCAGUUGUCCUGCCAAACAGAAGGCUACCCGCUAGCCAAAGUUGUUUGGACGGACGGGAGAGGCAGAAAACUUGAGAAUGAUAGUUUCACCAAUUUCACAUCUUCAACCCAGCUCAUCCACAUCACCAGCCAAGUCACCAUAAAAACCUUCAGCAACAACUACACCUGUACCAUCAUGGGGGAAAGACAGCCACAUCCAUCUGCUACAUUUAUUAUUCCAGAGGAAAUACCUGAAAGUCUAUCAGGAAAACCCCCAAUUGGUCUUGUGUUUCUGGCAGUCUUUGUUAUGGCUGUGAUAAUGGCUGUAGCCUUGGUCUUAUAUCACAGACAGAAAGGUCACAAACAACAUUAUGCUGUGAGGAACAAUGAGUAUCUAAUUCAAGAAAACAUUGCUGCUGCACUGGAAGGAGGACAAGUGGGAGAACUGAGGAAGGUGCUGAAAAACAGACACCGGGGGCUUUUGGCAGAGGCGGAGGAAGGGCAGCUCCGGGCCCUUUGUGACAGUGAGCUGCCUCACAGGCUUCGCAGCAGGGAGGGCGUGGCGGUCGAAGUCGCUUCUCUUCUGCCUGACGUGAAGGAGACGGUGCUCCUGGAAGGGAUGACCGAGACCGGAUGUGGAAAAUCGUCUGUGGCUCUCAGUUUAGCCUCCAUCUGGGCUCGUGACUUUGAGUGGGACCCCUUUGGUGUCAGACACCUCCUGCUGCUGAUCCUCGUGACCUGCAAAGGAAUAAUGGGCGACCUCUUCCAAGAGGCAACGUCGCAGCUCAACCUGGGGGGCCAGUGCACAGCUGAGAGUCUCCGGUCGCUCAUGGCAGGGCCAGUCGAGGGGCUGUUAAUCCUGGACGGGUACAGAGAAGGCAGCAAGGAACUAGAUGAGUCCCUGGCCAGCUUUCUGAGGGACAGGCAGAUAUGCCGCGUCCUGAUCACAGCACAGCCUGGACAAUGCGGCAUUCUGGAAAAGAGCUGCAGGACCAUUCUUCAGCUCCCCAGUAUGGAACCUGAAAACCAAGGACUCUCCUGAAAGUCAGCAAAGGAUAAACUGAUGAACUGAAGGGAUGCCGUGGAAUUUUGCUUUCCCAUAGUGCCUUUGACAUGCAUGUCUGAGUGCUGAAUGCAAAAACAUUUUUCUGUGUAUGACACACUUCACACACAAGACUAUGAGAGAAGCAGACUUCGAGCAUCAAUAUAUUUACAUCGUCCUGUUACUGAAGCUCUUAUUGGGGCGUGUGGCUCACCAGGCUAACCCAGCUCGAACCCAGCUUUACCAUGUCUGCGGGUCCUUGAGCAAGGCCCUUAACCCCCCCAGCUCCCUGGGCGCCAACAGGUGGCUGCCCUUCGCGGACAGCUUACUCUACAAGGAGCAAGUUGAGGGAGGCGUAAAGACAAUUUCCCCACGGGGAUCAAUAAAGUAUCUAUGAUUAUCUAAAAUGA